Caenorhabditis bovis is the source of this 2994-nucleotide messenger RNA. The record is from the annotation of a GenBank genome assembly. Lineage: Eukaryota; Metazoa; Nematoda; Chromadorea; Rhabditida; Rhabditidae.
AUGUCGGAGAUUCCUGAAGAUUCGUGCUCAACCGAUUCGGCAAAGGAGAAUUUGCGAGGAUUUCUGACGCCGGCAGCAAAGCGGAAGUCAAAACUUGAAGAACUGACUCCAAAAUCGCGGUCGGCUGAAAAGAAUUCAACAAGUUUUAAUCCGUUUGGAAAAUAUCAAAUACUCAUCAAUUCUGACAAGUUCCAAUUCGAAAAAGCUGUUAAAAAUUUUAAGAAAUCUAUCGAAGAGGAGCCCUAUACAGAUGACGGAAAGAAAUUUCUAAAAACUCGCCCAGAAGCAAAACAAUUAAUAAUAGAAUUAAAAAAAUUCGUUUCGAACGUGAAAACUGUAUCGAAAUCGAUGACUACUGCGGUUCCAAGCAUACUAACCAGUUUUGCUCCGAAUUUUGUGGGGCUUUGUGAGCUAUUCGAGAAAGAUGAAACAAAAUGUGUUGAUGUGAUGGCGAUUUGUCAGAAGAUUAGCGAGGCUGUUAAUGCUAUAUCCUCAUCAGUUAGUGAACCAUUUGGAUCAGAUCUCCUCGACGAAUGGACACCUCUGCUAAUCGCAUUGCUCAGUUCACCUCAUGCGUCUCUUCGAAAUUCUGCUAUUAAUCUCUGGAAGUGCACGUUUUCGAAGGUCACUGGAAAACUUCGAUAUAGCAAUCCGAAACUUCGCGAGAUGCUAUUGGCGGUUCCGAAGAAACACAAGCUUAAUGUACCAGAAGAUAUUUCUGCUGAAAAUAAAACUAGCGUAUUUGAUGAAGACGAGGAAGAGGUUGCUAUGGAUUGCACUGAAAUCGGAGAUAAUAAGGAAGUCAAAUCAGGAGAUACUGGUUUCCCGCAGGAAAGUUCGUCAUUCGAGCUCUCUCAGCAAUCUGCUGUUGAUAAUCUCGCAAAGAAGCUUAUUGUUGAGAAAGCUAACGAAAAUAUGAAGAAAACUGAAUCACCUCGGUCGAAGAAUGCGGAAAAAUUUUUACUUGACGAGGAUACUUCGGAAUUUGUUGUGAUAAAAACACCAAUAAGCAACCAGAAGAAUAAGCUGACGGAUCAUCAAAAAGAAAAAUUCGAGGAAUCGAGGGACGGACUGAAUUAUUUUAAUGAGGAAUCUCAAAGUGGAACACAAAGGAAUUCCUCUAUCAAAACAGCAUUGAAGAGUUUGAAUUUUGAUGUUGGAACAGAAUCAUGCAGUUCUUCUGACGUUGUGAAGCAAAAAGACGAAGAAAAAGAAGAAAAGGUUGAUUCAACGGAAAUCACUGAACCUACUUCUACAAAACGGGCCAGCUUGAAACGGCCAAGAAGAUUAUUCAUUUCCGAGGAUAACGGUCGAUUGAGUCCUUCAUUGAAAAAGACGAGGUCUCAAAAAAUGGAUGUAAGACAAGAUUCGACCGAUGAUGAUAUAGCUCUUAUAAAUCUUCCAGAACUUGAAAGUGCUAGUAAGAAAAAAGUGCCGGAAGAAUCUGUAUCGACCCGACCGAAACGAUAUUCUCGAAACCUUAGAAGCUCUUCAAGAGCUGAAACUGGCAUCAACAUACCAGAAAAACAUACAGAUCCCGAACCUGAAAGAACAGAGGGAAACCAAGAAGAGCUUACUACUGCUACCCAAGUUUCGGUGUCGGAAGAGAAAACAGUAAUUGAAGAAGAAGAAAGCACAAAAGAGCCAACUCCUCAACCAAUAACUGAGACUCAGCGUGAUUCUCAGGAUUCUCUGCCAAGUACUGUGGAAUUGGAAGAAAAGGAAGGUACGAUCAAUGUCCCACAAACUCCGUCAACGAAAAAAUCGCCUGCAACAAUUGGAACUCCGAGUAUUUUGCGAAAAACUCCCGGAAGGAAUACACCGUUAACUGAACGGCGUCGAAAUCGAGUUCACUUCGAUGCGGAUUGCCAUUCAGAUAGUCUUAAAGUUUCUCCGUUGAAAUCGAGUUGUUCUCCCAAAAAAUCGUCAAAAUUCGUUGAUUUGAAUCCAGAGCCAGAACCAGCGCGCACAAUUGCUGAUUUACCAACUUCUGGUUAUGAGUUGGAAAACUCGGCGAUUUACCCGUCCCUCGUCAACUGCUCACAUCCAAUUAGUGAAAUCAUUCGUAAACUUGUUCCGCUUUCCGGCGCAGUCACAGCGAUUUCGAUGCUCAAAAAGUGGAUUGAAGAUCACGAGAUCACAACUAUUGGACAAUUUGCCAAAUUGACGUUAAAGGAAAUUCAUGUUGCUAAUGGAAUUAGAGCUCCUCGUGAUAAAACAGUACGCAAAGUUCUCAGUGAAUAUGAGGUUAAUCUCAAAAAGAAGAAACCACAACCGAAAGUCGCCAAGGUAGACGAUAGCUGGUCGAUGGACAGUGAAACGAAUAGGCAAGAAAGUGAGCCAAAGGCUGUUCAGAAGGAAGAAUUGCGGGAAACAUUAGAAACUGUCGUUGUUGAAGUACCACAGCCGCAACCAAAAAUCGAAACUAUUGUUGAAAAAGUAGAAAAAACUCCGGAAAAGACGACAUCCCCCCAGAAGUUACUUCCAUCGACGAAACAAGAGAUUUUUGAAGCAUUUCACAAUUCACCAACGGAAGUUGAAAACGUUGGAAUUGUUGAAAGUCAACCUAUUUUUUCAGAAGAAACCGGAACAAGCAUUGUGAAUGACAUGUCGAAAGCUUUGCAGGAUUCCCCAAUGAAGGGUGAUGAUGCUGAAAUAGUUGAAACUCCGUCAAGUGUUGAUAUGAUCUCAGUUCCGUCUUCGAAUGAAACGUCCAAUAAUAAUCGCGUAACAGCUUCUUCCAUCGAAAAUUUCACGAAAAUAAUGGAGACUCAAUUGAAGACGAUUUCCCGCGAAGACGUUGAUCCUUCUGAAAUUGUCAAGGCAUCUUUGAUGGUUGACAAAAUGACAAAAGCUUUGACAAAAAUUUUGGCUAAACGAAGAUUACCUGAGGAGCAUCUCAAUGAUAUUGAUGAUCAUUUGUACGAUACGAAUAUUCGCCUCGCCGGAUUCCUCCAAUCUCGCGGAUUCCGAAACCAGCACAAUAACAACUAG